CAAAAAAACUUCAGUAUACACUUUUUGCUUUUUUUAGCUUGAUUGAAACAAUAGCCUCUAGUAGUGGAAAAUGACAGUUGGAGAAAUUGAUUCGAAAAAGUUCUGGCAAGUUGCAAACAAUAAGCUUGCAUAUUUUGGUGCACAGUUUGUUCAGGAGAUAAUUGUACGAUCCGAAGGAGUCUACGUGUACACCAAUGAAGGAAAAAAAAUUCUUGACUUUACCUCUGGACAGAUGUCCUGCCUAGUUGGUCAUUGCCAUCCUGAAAUCAACAAGACGAUUGCCGAAAGUGCAGCCACUCUUGACCACACUCUCUCUGGUAUGAUUAGUCCUCCAGUUGUCGACCUAGCAGAGAAGUUGACAAACCUAUUACCUGAUGGACUCGACAGAGUUGCUUUCUUGAGUACUGGAGGUGAGUCAAACGAGUAUGCUAUCAAAUUGGCUAAAUGCGUAACGGGGAAAUUUGAAGUAGUCGGUUUAUCACUUUCAUGGCACGGUAUGACGGCUGCCGCAAAUGCCUGUACUUACCAGGCGGGAAGAACUGGGCAUGGUCCUAUGACCCCUGGAGCUUUGGUUUUGCCAAGUCCUAAUAGUUACCGGUCGAUCUUCAGAAAUCCUGACGGAACAUAUGAUUGGAAAACUGAACUAGAUUACGGCUGGUCUUUAGUGGAUGCUCAAAGUACAGGUUCGUUGGCAUGUGUCAUAAUCGAGCCUGUUAUGUCUUCUGGAGGAAUGCUUAUACUGCCAAAUGGCUAUUUGCAGGAGAUGAAGAAACAUUGUGAAAAGAGAGGAAUGCUGUUAAUUGUGGAUGAGGCCCAAACAGGGGUUGGCAGAUGUGGUAGUAUGUUUGCAAUAGAGGAAAUGGGCGUCAUACCAGACAUCUUAUGUUUAAGUAAGACUUUGGGAAAUGGUUUGCCACUUUCUGCAAUAAUUACGAGUAAAGAGAUCGAUGACAGAAGCAGAGAAAGAGACUUUUUGUUUUAUACUACACAUAUCAAUGACCCAAUUCCAGCUGCAGUCGGUUCAAAAGUCUUGGAUAUUGUUAUCCGGGACAGCUUGGUUGCCAACUCAAAAGCAAGAGGUAAGCAGCUUGGCGAUGGCUUACUUAAGAUGAUGGACUCUUUCAAGGCUAUUGGUGAUGUCAGACAAAUGGGCUUGAUGAUUGGCUUGGAAAUUGUCAAAGAUCGGGCCACUAAAGAGAGCGAUCCAGAAAUGGCAGCUGCAUUGGCAAAAGUUAUGAUGAAACAUGGGCUGAAUGCAAACCUUAUUGCAGUCAAAGCCUUCGGUGGAGUCUUCAGAAUGGCGCCACCGAUUUCCAUCACUGAGAACGAGGUUGACGAAGCUCUAGCAAUUAUUAAAAUUUCUUUCGAAGAAGUUUACAAUUAAUCUAAUGUUUACAUUUUUUCUGUUGAGUAAAGUAGAUAAUUGAGAAAAUAGCAAUAAUUAUACUCAGCCUUUAUGUAUUGAAUGUUUUGUAUAAUUUCUAGCACAAUUUCCACCUAUUAAAUGCAAAUUUGCAAAA
Messenger RNA from Pichia membranifaciens NRRL Y-2026, 1520 nucleotides. RefSeq lists its product as hypothetical. NCBI's taxonomy places the organism in Eukaryota, Fungi, Ascomycota, Pichiomycetes, Pichiales, Pichiaceae. The record is from RefSeq and is a predicted model, not a curated record. Gene Ontology annotation, cellular component: mitochondrion. The coding region runs from base 71 to 1384 and encodes 437 amino acids. Gene Ontology annotation, molecular function: transaminase activity; pyridoxal phosphate binding. The transcript has a single exon.